AUGUCAAGCGAAUCGUCAUCUUCUACUGCGCUAGCCAGUGUGAAAGACAACUUUAAAGACCUCGAAAUCCAAUUAGAAUCUGAACUGAUAAUCACCAAGAAGUCACCGUCGAUGACAUUUGACAAAGACUCGAAGGAAAUUCUACGUCAUCCAUCUUUAGAUGAGAUAGCUGAUGCUCGAUUGGAUGACAUUUGUGAAGAUCUUGACCCAAUUGAGCCCAAGAUAUUCGACAACCUCGACCUAACACGAGAGUUGGCAGGAAUUCCGGGUUUCUCAGUUGGGAUUCCGGAACUGACAUCGAAUGGAAGUCAUGUGUACGAGAGUAGUGCACCAUCGUGUUCAUCUACACAAGAGAAUGGCAGAGAUUCGAAGCAGAGCGACGAGAAAGAUGACAGUCAAGCUACCAGUUCAGACCACGAAGAAGACGAUUCCUUCACCAAAUUCACUGGCUACACGUUAUCACCUCCGAUGGCCAACCCUGUAGAUAUGACAGCGUACAAAGAUAUGAUUGCUGUAGCCGACUACGACAAUGGGGUUCACUUUUUUGAGCAAAAAGGAUUCAGAAGGCGACAUUUCAAGGCUCCUCCUUAUCGGUAAGACUUAAAAAUCGAUGAUGGCUCAAUCAUUUUUUGACUUUUGUUACUCGAUUAUUGUUUGAUACCUAGUAUAAGCUAUGACUGAUACCUUGUUUAUCUUUAAAACGUAAUUUAUUUUUACUUUCAGAAUCUGUGGAGUAAAGUUCUAUUACGAUGCACCAGAGAAAACGACGCACGUUGCGUUAUUGGCCUACCACGAUCAGAAAUGGACAGUUAAUAUGUACCUAUGGCCGUCUUUAAAACAAGAAUGUAUAUUUGACUGUCCUUCUGAACCAGCAGUACCAUCUUGGGCUCGCCGAAAGAUUGUAGUCAUAGACGAUCUACUAUAUCUAAUGGGAACGGCGGAAACAUGUUCAGCUAUAUGGACAUUGGAUCUGAAUUCUACGCAGUGGUGAGUGUUAUAUUAUGUUAUUUCACGUUUUGGUAUACAAUAAUAACAUGAAUAAUACUUAUUUUAAAUUCCCAAUAAGAUUACGCAACCUAUUACAAAAUUACCGCACUAAUCUUGGUUACUGUAACAAACUUUACAUUUUUUAAUUCCAGGAAAACCCUGAUCGUGGAGAAAGGUCGACCAGCCUCAACCACAGGAAUAUCGUUGAACUUCGCCAACAAUCUGUUGAACGGCGGAGCUCAGAAGGCGAGUGUGUAUUCUGACUUCGAUGUUCACAAGUUCUCAAAGACUGAAAGUAGGAUAAUAUUAUGUGAAGCUCAGAAGAGCCGACUCGACGUGUUGAUAUUGGGAGAGAAGAACGAACUGUUAGAUACUCAAACUGUGAAAGUAAAACGACGAAAGAACCAGAAGUGGAUCGUGCAGGGACCCAAACUUGCUGUUUGGGAUACAGAAACGGUAAGCUUAUUGUGGUUAAAAUAUUCUAGAUGUAAAAUACGUUGCGUUCUUCACUUGCUCGUUUAUAUAGACAAAUCGGCGUAACUAUUUUUAUACCUGCGAUACAAUUGAUGAUGGUAUCAUUUUAGGAUAUUAUUGUAUACGAUGGAAGUGGGAAGAUAUUCUGGUUCGAUGGGACCAACUACAGGAUUCAGAAGAUCGUGGGAGACAUAGGAAGAAGUGAAGUCUGCUCAAUGGAAGCGAGGAACGGCUGGUGCUACGUGUUAUGUAGACAUCAGCUGAAGAUACACGCCUUUUACUACAGAUAA
Molecule: messenger RNA, 1751 nt
Organism: Bursaphelenchus okinawaensis
Lineage: Eukaryota; Metazoa; Nematoda; Chromadorea; Rhabditida; Aphelenchoididae
Source: the annotation of a GenBank genome assembly